Molecule: messenger RNA, 918 nt
Organism: Diplodia corticola
Lineage: Eukaryota; Fungi; Ascomycota; Dothideomycetes; Botryosphaeriales; Botryosphaeriaceae
Product: nucleolus protein
Exons: 1
Coding region: 1-918 (305 amino acids)
Cellular component (GO): nucleolus
Molecular function (GO): rRNA (adenine) methyltransferase activity
Source: RefSeq, a predicted model, not a curated record
AUGGUCGCGGCGAAGCGCAAGGGCAAGAAGCCCAGCCUCCUAUCCCACGGCCGCAGCCCGCACAUAAACACCAAGAAAACCGCCGCAACCCUCUCCGCAAAAGCGACCGCCACCAUCAUCCGCACCCACCACCAGCUGCAGAAGGCGCACGCCCAAGCCGUCAAAGCAGGCGACCAUGCCAGGGCGGCCGAGAUUCAGAAGAAGAUCGACGAGCAGGGCGGACUGAAGACGUACCAGGCUGCCAGCAUCACCGGCCAGAGCUCCGAGCGCGGCGGAGACAGCAGCCGCGUGCUCGUCGACUGGCUGCAGGAGCUGGGUCUGCCUUCGGCCCACAGGAAAGCUGAGGGAGGUGACCCGGAGGGACGGAAAUGCAAACUGCUCGAGGUGGGCGCACUCUCGACGGAGAACGCCUGCUCGAAGCGCCGCUAUCUCGUCGUGGAGCGCAUCGAUCUGAACUCGCAGUCCCCCGGCAUCCUCCAGCAGGAUUUCAUGAAGCGACCGCUCGCGGCAUCGGACGAGGAACGCUUCGACAUCAUAUCGCUGUCGCUGGUCCUCAACUACGUCCCGGAUGCUGAGGGGCGUGGUGAGAUGCUCAAGCGCACGCGCACCUUUUUACGCAGACCCGAGGACUUGGAUGAUGGUGGGGCUGCUGCUGAUGCUGCUGAGCUCCCGAAGCCUUGUCUGUUCCUCGUUCUGCCCGCGCCUUGCGUCACGAACUCUCGCUAUCUCGAUCGACGACGUCUCGAGCAAAUCAUGAAAAGCCUCGGUUACGCCCUGCUCCGGGAAAAGAUAACGGCUAAAUUGGUCUACCAGCUUUGGAAACUCGGAGAAAAUCAGGCGGAGAAAGGGCAAAAAUUUUCAAAGGUUGAGGUGAAUCCCGGCGUGAAGAGGAACAACUUUUGUGUAUUAGUGAAGUAG